CCCAGGCGCGGUCCUCAGCGUCUCACAAACGAACAUCACAAGAUUAUUUCUGAAGAUGCAAGAUUCCACCGCCUCACCUGUGAAAGACACCACAGCACCUUCAAACACAACUGCCAUCACAAAGUCCAAAGAACAAAUACUCAUCCAAAGUUCUGGGGCUAUGAUCGCCAUCAUUGUCAUCGGCAUCAUCUUAAUUCUUGCUGUCAUACUGAUCAUUCUGAAAACAUAUAACAGGAAGAUGCAUAUCUCUCGAGUGCUGGGAGCCAAUGGGAAAACCAAAUCUCGUCCAAAGACAUCACAGACCACGGGACAGAGCAACUUGCCACUGAGCAGCUUGGGAAUUGUUUCUGUGUCGAGCAGCAUCACGGAUUCAAUCCCAGACUCUGGGACUGGCGUGCCCAUCCCCAGAGGGGAAGAAAACAACAUGGAAACAAACCAAUUCGAUACGACCAGCGGAUCGAGUGUGGUCACCGUGCACAGCAUCCCAGUAGACAACACGUAGCAAGAAGACUGUGGGUUCAACUCCCAACAAGUAGUGACUGAUGAUGACUGAAUGCUGUGGGAACCCACACUGUUCUCAGUGUCAAUCUGCUGAUCACGACACACAUGACAAAAUAUUAUAGAAACUUUAUGAAGAAAAUGUUUCUUGAAGCAGAUGUGAUGGAUCACGUCUGCUUUUAAAACAUUUUACAAAAAGCCACUUUUUUCUCUCUCUGAAGGGCUGCUUUUUUUGAUUCGAUCAGUCUUCAGGUGUUUGCAGAUGUUCUAUCCAGAAGGUUGACAUGUGUGGAGAAGUUUAAAAGUGUAAUUCUUAACUGUCUAUGUUUCUGUCUUGAAGAGUAGAGUUAGUGUUCUCAGCGAGCAGAUAUUUGACAAACUUAUCUUUACCGUCUGCAGACAUUUGCUUAAAUGAUCAUUUGUUUAAAAUAAAACUUAAAUAUAUCACCCAGAUGUCAACGUACACCGAUGUGAAAUCUUUGUUAAACUCUGAAGCCAAAGCAAUUUGCACUUUAUUUUAUUUUUUUUGUUGCUCUGUGUAUUUGUGUUGCUUUCAUUGAAAUAACUUGGAAAAUAAAAUGUUUUAUUUCUAAUAA
Messenger RNA from Thalassophryne amazonica, 1094 nucleotides. It is a transcript of the gene ncmap, whose product is annotated as non-compact myelin associated protein. The transcript is spliced from 4 exons. Gene Ontology annotation, molecular function: structural constituent of myelin sheath. Gene Ontology annotation, cellular component: paranode region of axon; plasma membrane; Schmidt-Lanterman incisure. NCBI's taxonomy places the organism in Eukaryota, Metazoa, Chordata, Actinopteri, Batrachoidiformes, Batrachoididae. The record is from RefSeq and is a predicted model, not a curated record. Gene Ontology annotation, biological process: regulation of myelination. The coding region runs from base 56 to 502 and encodes 148 amino acids.